GCCCCCCCCCCGUUGCGCGGGCCAAUGGCGGUGCUCCUAUAAAAAGGCAGCUCCGCGCGCUCUCUCUUGGAGCUGCGAAUCGCUUGUGGAGUGCCAGUUUAGACUGCGGGGUCUUAAGUGUGUCGGGACGUGGAGGUCCGGCAGGAGACACAGAGUCACAGCACGUCCGUUCUCCGUCUCGCAGCCGGCACAGCUAGAGCUUCGAGCGCAGCGCGGCCAUGGAUCCCAGCAGCAAGAAGCUGACGGGCCGCCUCAUGUUAGCCGUGGGAGGAGCAGUGCUCGGAUCCCUGCAGUUCGGCUAUAACACUGGGGUCAUCAACGCCCCCCAGAAGGUAAUUGAGGAGUUCUACAAUGAAACAUGGAGUCAACGCUAUGGAGAGCCCAUCCUAUCCACCACACUCACCACGCUUUGGUCUUUCUCUGUGUCCAUCUUCUCUGUCGGGGGCAUGAUUGGUUCCUCCUCUGUAGGCCUCUUUGUUAAUCGCUUUGGCAGGCGGAACUCCAUGCUGAUGAUGAACCUGUUGGCCUUUGUGUCUGCUGUGCUUAUGGGCUUCUCCAAACUGGGCAAGUCCUUUGAGAUGCUGAUCCUGGGCCGCUUCAUCAUUGGCAUUUACUGUGGCCUGACCACUGGCUUUGUGCCCAUGUAUGUGGGAGAGGUGUCACCCACAGCUCUUCGUGGAGCCCUAGGCACACUGCACCAGCUGGGCAUCGUCGUUGGCAUCCUUAUCGCCCAGGUGUUUGGCUUAGACUCCAUCAUGGGCAAUGCAGAUUUGUGGCCUCUGCUGCUCAGUGUCAUCUUCAUCCCAGCCCUGCUACAGUGUAUCCUGUUGCCCUUCUGCCCCGAGAGCCCCCGCUUCCUGCUCAUCAAUCGUAACGAGGAGAACCGGGCCAAGAGUGUGUUGAAGAAGCUUCGAGGGACAGCUGAUGUGACCCGAGACCUGCAGGAGAUGAAAGAAGAGGGUCGGCAGAUGAUGCGAGAGAAGAAGGUCACCAUCUUGGAGCUAUUCCGCUCCUCCACCUACCACCAGCCCCUCCUCAUCGCUGUGGUGCUACAGCUGUCCCAGCAGCUGUCGGGCAUCAAUGCUGUGUUCUACUACUCAACGAACAUCUUCGAGAAGGCAGGUGUGCAGCAGCCUGUGUAUGCCACCAUUGGCUCCGGUAUCGUCAACACGGCCUUCACUGUGGUGUCGCUGUUUGUCGUAGAGCGAGCUGGACGGCGGACCCUGCAUCUCAUUGGCCUAGCUGGCAUGGCGGGCUGUGCUGUGCUCAUGACCAUCGCCCUGUCCUUGCUGGAACAGCUGCGUUGGAUGUCUUAUCUGAGCAUUGUGGCCAUCUUUGGCUUUGUGGCCUUCUUUGAAGUAGGCCCUGGUCCUAUUCCAUGGUUCAUUGUGGCCGAGCUGUUCAGCCAGGGGCCCCGUCCUGCUGCUAUUGCUGUGGCUGGCUUCUCCAACUGGACCUCAAACUUCAUUGUGGGCAUGUGCUUCCAGUAUGUGGAGCAACUGUGUGGCCCCUACGUUUUCAUCAUCUUCGUGGUGCUGCUGGUGCUUUUUUUCCUCUUCACCUACUUCAAAGUUCCUGAGACCAAAGGCCGGACCUUCGAUGAGAUCGCUUCAGGCUUCCGGCAGGGGGGUGCCAGCCAAAGCGACAAGACACCUGAGGAGCUCUUCCACCCUCUGGGGGCUGACUCCCAAGUGUGAGGAGCCCCCACAGCCAGCCCGGCCUGCUCCCAGCAGCCCCAAGGAUCUCUCUGGAGCACAGGCAGCUAGAUGAGACCUCUUCCAAACUGGCAGAUCUCAGGCAAGCCGGGCCUGGGCACCAUUCUUCAGCCAGCAAUGAAGUCCAGAAGAAUAUUCAGGACUCUGAUGGCUCCAGAAUUUUUAAUGAAAGCAAGACUGCUGCUCAGAUCUAUUCAGAUAAGCAGCAGGUUUUAUAAUUUUUUUAUUACUGAUUUUGUUAUUUUUUUUUUUUUAUCAGCCACUCCUAUCUCCACACUGUAGUCUUCACCUUGAUUGGCCCAGUGCCUGAAGGUGGGGACCACGCCCUGUCCAGACACAUGCCUUCUUUGCCAAGCUAAUCUGUAGGGCUGGACCUAUGGCCAAGGACACACUAAUACAGAACUCUGAGCUAGGAGGCUGUACCGCACGAGGCGGUAGCUGCCACCCUCUUCCGCAGGCCUGGACCUCAGCACCAUAGGGGUCCAGGCUCCAUUUUAGGAUUCACCCAUUCCUGUCUCUUCCUACCCAACCACUCAAUUAAUCUUUCCUUGCCUGAGACCAGUUGGAAGCACUGGAGUGCAGGGAGGAGAGGGAAGGGCCAGGCUGGGCUGCCAGGUUCUAAGUCUGUUGUGCACUGAGGACCAGACGAACACCAUGCGAAGGACCUCGGAGGCUGAGAACUUACUGCUGAAAUCACGGACACUCCUGCCCUGCUGUGUAUAGAUGGAAGAUAUUUAUAUAUUUUUGGUUGUCAAUAUUAAAUACAGACACUAAGUUAUAGUAUAUCUGGACAAACCCACUUGUAAAUACACCAACAAACUCCUGUAACUUUACCUAAGCAGAUAAAAAUGGCUGGUUUUUAGAAACUUGGUUUCAAAAUGCUUGUGGAUUGGGGCCAGGCAGGUUGGGUUGGAGGUGAGAAGGGCAGCAUAGCAUGUCUGUGACCAGGUAGUGGCUGGGGAGCCUGGCAGUCUGUCCCUUUUGUUGCUCAAAAAACUGUAUGACCUCUGACCCGGAGGAAAACCCCAGUCAUUUUCAUCAGGCUUCUUUCAGACUGAUCACUUACCAUGCCAGCCCUGAUGGCGCAAGCUUCAACAUGAUCUUGAAAGUGAAGAUAGGAAUCCUAUCUUCAUCUGACAAGCUUCAAGACGUUUAACAAGCAUAUUUACAGCUCCGUCGCCAUACCCUGCCCCCAAAACAAGAUGGGCUCUGUGCUGCCACCAUGCUCUGUCUCCAGGCAGCUUUCCUGUUUACAGAAACCAUAGAGGCCACCUCAGAGUCCAGCCUUGUGUGCACAGCACUAAACAGGCAGGUCCUUCCCGGAGAACUUCCCUUCACCCAGUUCAGAGGCACUUGAAGGGACUGGUAAUGUGUUGCCCCACUUGUCUGGAUUUAUCUCAAUCCAGAGCAUUAUUCAAUCCAGUCCUAGGCACUCUGGAAAUAGCUAUAGAGCGCCACGAGUCUCCACUUCUGUCGUACCCCCCCCAAAUUCUCUUUACAGAACCUAAAGGGAAUAUCCCCUGCAUACAGCUAUUCAAUCUCAGCAUGUCAAAGGGCUUAAGGAAAGGAGAAUGUAUAAGGAAUUAACUCCAGCCCGGUUCCCAAUUAAACAAAGUUGAGAAGGGCCGCGCUUGAAUUGCUCAGGCCAAAAGAAUAUGGGCCCGUUAUACCUGUGAAACCUACCACCGCCUAGUAAGUUAGUUGUCCAUGAACACACAUAAUAGGGUAGGGACAAUCGGGGAGCGUGUUAGUAGGUGCUAAGGCCCCCAGGUUCGGAAGAAACCAGCAUCACUCGGGCCCAGGGCUGAAAAAGCCAGACUCUGCAGACCUCUUUCCUGAAGCCUGCCUUGUUCUUAAAACGACGCGCAGGCGCAACUGGGCCGAGAUAGCCACAUCCUCCGGGCCACACAGCAGGGACGCACUCAACCCUCUGCUGUGCGGGGGCGGAGUUAGUGAUGUCAUCACCAAUUAGAGCGAUGGGGCGGGCUCUGAGCCUGGGAGGAGCACACCUGUCAGCAUCAGGUGAAGCCUUCAGUUUCUGAUUGGAAGUAGUUAUGGGAUUGCUCCUUG
Mastomys coucha (southern multimammate mouse) is the source of this 3785-nucleotide messenger RNA. RefSeq names its product solute carrier family 2 member 1 (gene Slc2a1). Gene Ontology annotation, biological process: response to insulin; D-glucose transmembrane transport. The record is from RefSeq and is a predicted model, not a curated record. The transcript has 10 exons. Bases 219 to 1697 code for a protein of 492 amino acids. NCBI's taxonomy places the organism in Eukaryota, Metazoa, Chordata, Mammalia, Rodentia, Muridae. Gene Ontology annotation, cellular component: basolateral plasma membrane; apical plasma membrane.